This is a messenger RNA of Xylona heveae TC161, 1188 nucleotides long. Its product is annotated as Yip1-domain-containing protein. The record is from RefSeq and is a predicted model, not a curated record. The transcript has 3 exons. Gene Ontology annotation, cellular component: membrane; trans-Golgi network. The coding region runs from base 126 to 1031 and encodes 301 amino acids. Gene Ontology annotation, biological process: endoplasmic reticulum to Golgi vesicle-mediated transport; vesicle fusion with Golgi apparatus. Lineage: Eukaryota; Fungi; Ascomycota; Xylonomycetes; Xylonales; Xylonaceae.
CAGGUACCUGCUAAGGUUGCGAUCCAACAUCAUUUCCCUGACGAAACUCUGUUUCACCUCCCCACCGGAUCUUCUCAGAAUAGAUAAAACCUUUGAAGCUGUAACAUACUUCUCUCUUGGCCGAAAUGGCCCAAUUCUUUCCUCAGAACGCCCAAUCACCUUAUGGGUCCUCUGCCCAGAACCUUCAAUUCUAUCCAUCUUCCUACUCAACUGGCCCGGUGUCAGGACACACGACACCCUCUCAAGCAUAUGGCGCAUACGGCAGCGGAUCAGCAGCGAGCGCAUACCCGGGUGCCGGGUUUGGAGCUGGAUUUGGAGCUCCUCCAGCAGUGAGCGGACGCAUGGGCGAACAAGGUGGCUUAAGGACGGGAUGGCUUGCAGCUUUUGGUACAGAAGGCUAUGACGGUGAACCCCCGCUGUUGGAGGAAUUAGGUGUCAAUUUCGAGCAUAUAAAAUUCAAGACCCUUACCGUCUUAAACCCUUUGGCGCGGAUUGACCAACACAUCAUGGACGACUCGGAUCUGGCUGGGCCGAUGCUCUUCUUUCUGCUGUUUGGCACCUUCUUGCUCUUCUCUGGUAAGGUGCAUUUUGGCUACAUCUACGGCCUGGCCCUUUUGGGAAGCGUAUCUCUCCAUAUCAUCCUUUCGUUGAUGUCACCUCCGCUGCCCUCUACGACCGAGACGCAAGAUUCCCAUGACCAUACGGAUGGCUCGGGAUCACACUUCAGCUCGACCCUGACAUUUCCGAGAUCAGCUUCUGUGCUUGGAUACUGUCUUCUCCCGCUGGUUAUGACGUCGUCGAUCGGCAUUCUGGUUCCAAUGGAUGGACCGCUGGGCUAUGUCCUUACUACUGCGGCCAUUGUCUGGUGCACGUACAGCUCAAGUGGCAUGUUCUGUGCUGUUGGAAGAAUGAAGGGAAUGCGAGGCCUUGUUGCCUAUCCUCUGGCAUUAUUUUACGUUGGUUUCGGAAUCAUGGGCAUCUUUAGCUCGAGAGGGGCCGGGAAGCUCGCUGCUAAAGCUGCUGGAGCCUGAAAUUUCUUUUUAUCAGUUCAUUAGAAAUCACCGAGUGUUACGCAUUAGAAUCACGACGGGCCGGAGUCGCGGUUAUCUAUAUAUAUCCAAAGCAUAUGAGUGUUACGAGAUUGUACUAUUACUCGCGAGAAAAGAAAACCCUUUAAUUAACACAGCG